CGGCCACAAUACAAUCUGACAACACCUUGUCCAACCACCGAAUCGAUCAUGGACCUGGCCUACAUCUGCAGCUCCGAUCAACAUGCGCAAGCUCUUGCAGCGGCGGCUGCCGCCGCCGCGCUCCAUCACCACGCAUCUGCUGGCACGGACGCUCGCCAACGGUUCCCGGCUUCGAGCACUUGCUUCUUCAACGACUGCCACAAAGAAGUCCAACCAGGGUCGUGGAAGUGCGUGUUUCACCGCAAUCGAGCGCGGUGCCUGUACAUGGACUGUCAGAACCAAGUGUACGCGCGCAACCUAUGCGUCCGACACGGUGGGAAGAAGCAGUGCAAGGAAGAAGGAUGCACCGGCAACGCUCGCCUCGGCAACUUUUGCUCCAAACAUGGGACAGGCAGCAUCAAAAAGAAGUGCACCGAAGAAGGGUGUACCAAGAUGGCCCACGCGCGGCACAAGUGCGUCCGGCACGGUGGCGGACGGAAAUGCAAAAUGGACGGCUGCCAGACGCACGCCCGCAACGGCGGAUACUGCUGCCGCCACAACCGGCAGUUGGCCAACGACAAGGAAGCACCCUCCCCCAUGCUGUACCCUGCAGACCACCUUGGAUCGUACCAUCCCCACAUUCGACCGAGCCCGCAGAGCGUGCUUAUGAAGGAGGACGCGUUGCCUGACAGUGCAGCCGCUAAUGGCCUCGAGAUUCUCAAUCUGACCAUUGAGCGCUACAACGUCGGGCAGGUUGACACAUCGACCACAUCUACGGCCAAGAGAGAUCCCGUCUAUUCCUCUUAAUGCUAAAGAAAUCUUAAUGUACAUCCUAAUCUUAUGCAAUA
Messenger RNA from Aphanomyces astaci, 827 nucleotides. RefSeq lists its product as hypothetical. The record is from RefSeq and is a predicted model, not a curated record. The transcript has a single exon. The coding region runs from base 49 to 786 and encodes 245 amino acids. Lineage: Eukaryota; Oomycota; Saprolegniomycetes; Saprolegniales; Verrucalvaceae.